Messenger RNA from Microsporum canis CBS 113480, 1092 nucleotides. RefSeq names its product UPF0135 protein. The record is from RefSeq and is a predicted model, not a curated record. Gene Ontology annotation, cellular component: mitochondrion; cytoplasm. The transcript has 3 exons. The coding region runs from base 1 to 1092 and encodes 363 amino acids. Lineage: Eukaryota; Fungi; Ascomycota; Eurotiomycetes; Onygenales; Arthrodermataceae.
AUGGCUACCACUUGCUCCCCGUUCUCCUCAGCGGUCGUCAGAUGCAUGCAGAGAAUUUAUCCAGAAUGUCUUGCAGAUAAGAGCUUUGACAAUACUGGCUUGCUUCUAGAAGCCCCGUUGAACCGCCACCGUCGGCUCAGAAACUCAGUCCUCUUAACCGUCGAUCUCACCAAGGCCGUGGCAGACGAGGCAAUCAGUCGUGGAUAUUCUAUCAUCAUUGCAUACCGUAUGUCUUUGAUACCCGCUCAAACCUUUCCCGAAUUGCUACAAAUACUACAAAUGGGAUGCAGAAAGCUAACGAGCUCCGGCCUGGCAGAUCCAAUAAUAUUCCGAGGUCUCAAGUCCAUAACCCUCGCCAAUUCGCAACAACACUCUCUUCUUCGACUAGCUCAGGAGGGAAUAAGCGUAUACUCACCACAUACUGCCGUUGAUGCAACCCCGGGAGCCAUGGCAGAUUGGCUGUGCCAGUGCGCCGUGCCCCCAGCCAUACCUCAACCGACCAUUGACACCAUAUACCCCAAUCCUUCCCCUCCACCGGAACCUAACUUCCAAGGCGCCGGGAUGGGCCGAAAACUCACAUUCGACCAUCAGGUUCCCCUAAAUGACAUACUUCAGGCCAUUGCGAAGCGAGCCUUCCCCAGCUCUCCACCACAGCUUGGCUUCUCAAUCGCUAUCCCACAGGGUAAAUCCCGAGCUGAUAUCAAUAUUAUCACGGUAGCCGCAUGCCCUGGCUCGGGGUCUUCGAUAUUGAUGAAAAACGGCAGUCCAGUGGCUGACCUUCUUCUCACCGGCGAACUAAGUCACCAUGACGCCCUAGCUGCUAUCGAGGCGGGCUCGGUUGUGGUUACUCUUUCCCAUUCUAACUCUGAACGGGGAUAUUUGCAAUCUCACAUGCGACAGGCUCUUUCUCAACAGCUGGAAGCUGAAUGGCGCAAGACACGGGAUGAAGCAGCAGAUCACAUGCGAGUCCAGGGGGAGGAAGGUAAAAUUCUCAAAGAAAUACUGGGCGACGACAGCCUACAGGUUAAUGUCAGUGAGCAGGACAGAGAUCCCUAUGACGUGGUGUUUUGGAAGGAUGGAAAGGAGAUAUGA